AUGUUGACCGAGCCGAAAACGUCUCGGGUCGGCAUCGGUAGGGCUGGUGAAACGCUUUUCGUACGGAAUGUAACCCUUUUGAACUGGCCGUACUGGUCAUCCAAUCAAUCGCCCAUAGAGGAUAACAGGAUGGUACCGGACUGGUCCCUCGUGGCUAUCCGUGGAACAUGUGCCAUUGAUGCAAUUCCAUUGGCCGUGCUUGCAUGGGUUAGACAAGAUGUUACAUUCCUGGCAUGUAACCCUGGCGGUGCUAGCAGGCAUGAAGGGAGAAAUGGGGAGAAAUGGGCGAGGAAUGAGGAGGGAAAGGAAAAGAAAGGGUCACUCCCUUGCGCACUCGGCAAGUGUUGCCCCCCGUAUCCGGGGGCGCCGAAACAUUCCUCAUCGGGAAGGCAGAACAGCAGUCCACCAUCUGCCAUCUCGCACCAUAUCUAUCUACAUUCUGCAUGA
Messenger RNA from Aspergillus niger, 447 nucleotides. RefSeq lists its product as hypothetical. Bases 1 to 447 code for a protein of 148 amino acids. The transcript is spliced from 2 exons. Lineage: Eukaryota; Fungi; Ascomycota; Eurotiomycetes; Eurotiales; Aspergillaceae. The record is from RefSeq and is a predicted model, not a curated record.